This is a messenger RNA of Syzygium oleosum, 1962 nucleotides long. RefSeq names its product pentatricopeptide repeat-containing protein At4g18975, chloroplastic-like. NCBI's taxonomy places the organism in Eukaryota, Viridiplantae, Streptophyta, Magnoliopsida, Myrtales, Myrtaceae. Gene Ontology annotation, molecular function: protein binding. The record is from RefSeq and is a predicted model, not a curated record. Bases 436 to 1311 code for a protein of 291 amino acids. The transcript is spliced from 8 exons.
CAAGCAUAGAAGAGCGAAUUGCCGAGCGCUCCUGCCAAAGCCCUUCCCUCCUCCGCCACCGACCAGCGCCGCCGCCUCAUACGCCCAUCGACGGCCGCCAUAGACCGGCGACUCCGCGGCAACCGCAGUCGCACUCCACGCCGCGGCCACACUCCACCGACCCCAGCCACCGCAGCAUCGGCUGAGCGCUCGCUGCCACCGCUGCCAGUCCCCGAGCCUGUCACCUCGACGCCGCCAUAGACCGGCGACCCCGUGGCAACGGCAGCCGCACUUCACGCCGCGUAGCAGUGCCGCCACAAUCGCCGCGGCCACGCUCCGCCGACCCCGGCCACCGCAGCAUCGGCUGUGCGCUCGCCGCCACCGCUGCCAGUCCCCGAGACUUGGAGAUGGAGUAACCCCUAAAUUUGUGAGGUUGAGGCAAGAGGACCCCCACCGAUGCGGAGAUCAUUGGCAAUAUCCUCCCUGGUUGGACGUUUGACUCAAUAUGGAGUGGUUCGUGUCGAGAAACUUGGUUCCAGUUACAGUACAAUGGUCCAGUCUCAUAAAUAUGGACAUUGCACUGGUGGAGCAAAAGAGUCAUCAUUAAAGGAAGAGGGUGAUGCUCAUGCUGUCUUACAUGGUGGGCAGGAAAUAGAAAGAUCACAGAAGCCCAGGAUUGGAGAAAAUGUUUCAAGAAAGGAUCGGUUCAAUUUUCUAGUGAGCACACUUCUUGAUCUGAAGGACAGCAAACAAUCAGUUUAUGGUGCUCUUGAUGCCUGGGUUGCAUGGGAACAAAAUUUUCCUCUUGCUUCGCUUAGGAGGGCAUUGCUUGUUCUUGAGAAAGAACACCAGUGGCAUAGGAUAGUCCAGGUAAUUAAAUGGAUGCUGAGCAAAGGACAGGGAAACACAAUGGGAACAUAUGGAAUGUUAAUCCGGGCUCUAGACAUGGACCAUAGAGCAGAAGAAGCGCACAGAUUUUGGGUGAAGAAAAUUGGUAGUGAUCUACAUUCUGUACCAUGGAGUUUAUGCACCAGCAUGAUAGCGAUCUACUAUCGAAACAAUAUGCUGGAGCAUCUUAUAAAGCUUUUCAAAGGCCUUGAAGCUUUUGAUCGGAAGCCACCAGAGAAGUCAAUAGUUCAGAAAGUGGCAGAUGUAUACGAGGUUUCAGGCCUAGUCGAGGAGAAAACGAGACUUUUAGAGAAAUAUGAUUAUCUUUUCACAGAAUCACACAAAGGCUCCGCCAAAUCCACUUCAAAGAAGGGGAAGAAAUCAGAAAGCUGGACCUGCCAUCCUUUUCUGGCAUCGCAAUUUAACCCAUGUAUCGUCUCUUAAUAUUGUCCUUCAGGGCAGAGGAAAAAGACAGACCUGCCAUUAUAGUCUUUGAAGAAGACAGGCACAAACAACCAGGAAUAAAGAGAAGAAUGGGAUGCCUUUAGAUGGUUGUGGCAUUUUAAAGCUGAACCUGCCGUCCUUUUCCAGCAUUGCAAUUUUCUUCUGCCGAGCAUUUCUUGGUGUCCUUUCUCAUGUGAUAUCCAAUGGCCAAACCUUUUGAUGCUUGUGGUAUUUGGAAGCCUUCUAACAAGAAGAAAAGGAAGACAUGGCGAUGAAAUGGGUUCGGUCUUUUACACACAAGGAAGGUAAUCGAAAAUGGCAUUGAAAUGAUUUUUCCGUCUAUACCAGAAAUUUGCUUGAUCCGGUUUUAGAUAUGAAGUUGAGAAGUAUCAAAGUCGUCUUGAAGCAAGUAUAUUGGUAGAACGAACGUGUUAUGUGGGUACUGUCAUCGACUUACAUCAUUUCAUAGUAAAAUUAGAACCUUCAUCCCUCCGGAGCGGGCGAAGGUCGGUCGCGACAAUUAUGCUUUUUAUUAUAGCAUAUGAGGCGGUUAUGGGAGUGAAUGUAGUCUGCAAUAUUCUAUUUGCCGUUGUCGUUGGAUGUAAAACAGAAAUUUUCUGGCUCAUUAGCAAGUUGUUGGGUUGGGUACAA